CAGCCUCGCCGAAACCUGGAGACCCCCAGAGGAAAGCGGAACAGCCAGGUGGCGUGGCGCCUACCUGUGGCCAUCCUCCCGCUGGGCCUGAGUCUGAAUGGUGGGCGCCAUGGCGACAGGGUGAAGGAGGCCCGGACGGGGUCCUUGCUGAGCCGCGGGGAGACGCGGAGGGGUGUGCCGACGUCUGCGGACGCCUAAUCCGAGGGAGGCCUCGGGUUGGCGCCGCUCUCAGUCGGGUAGGGUCGAAAUGAGGUCGCCUGGUGAGAAGAGUGCCAGAGGAGACUCGGCUAAACGAGAGCAGGCAGCGCCAAAGACGGACUCGCAGCUCCGGCUCCACCAACUGCCGCCAAGACGCUGAGGACCCGACAGGUCGCCUCAGGCCCCGAGCCCUUCUGGGAAAUAGAGUCCGGAUUAGACCCACACCCGGAUUGGCAAACGGCUGGGUAAGGGGCGGGGCGACGGAGGAACAGCCUCUUGUGAUUGGCAAUCGUAAAUGUGGACGUCUAAUUUGAGAGUCAAGGGGGAGGGGAGAGAGGGGGUUGUCCUUUCUUCCCAUUGGCUGAGUGGCUUGGGAGGCGGAGCUAAGUAGCAAACGGGACCUGGAGACAGAGACGCCAAGAAGAAACCGGGAGAGACGCUCUUGUGGCGCACUUCCGGCGCGCUGGGCGAGGAAGAUGGCUGCGUCCCAGCAGCAAGCUGCCGCUGCUUCGUCUGCCGCGGGUGUGUCGGGUCCGGGUUCGUCUGGUGGCCCGGGUCCGCAACAGCAGCCGCAACCACCAGCACAGUUGGUGGGGCCUGCCCAGAGCGGGCUUCUGCAGCAACAGCAACAGGACUUCGAUCCAGUGCAGCGUUACAAGAUGCUCAUCCCGCAGUUGAAGGAGAGUCUACAGACCUUGAUGAAGGUCGCCGCCCAGAACUUGAUUCAGAACACUAACAUUGACAACGGCCAAAAGAGCAGUGAUGGACCCAUACAGCGCUUUGACAAGUGUCUGGAGGAGUUCUACGCACUCUGUGACCAGCUGGAGCUCUGCCUGCGCCUGGCACAUGAGUGCCUGUCUCAGAGUUGCGACAGUGCCAAGCAUUCGCCAACUCUGGUGCCCACGGCCACCAAACCAGAUGCAGUACAGCCUGACAGCCUGCCCUACCCGCAGUACCUGGCAGUCAUCAAAGCCCAGAUUGCCUGUGCCAAGGACAUUCACACCGCUCUGCUGGACUGUGCCAACAAGGUCACGGGCAAGACGCCGGCACCACCUACAGGCCCUGGGGGCACCCUGUGAGCUGGCAGGGCUGGGAGUGGGGCAGGCCCCCGGGGAAGGGGACAGGGAGGGAAUGAAGAGUGACCUCAAAGCA
Messenger RNA from Canis lupus familiaris (dog), 1350 nucleotides. RefSeq names its product mediator complex subunit 29 (gene MED29). The record is from RefSeq and is a predicted model, not a curated record. Gene Ontology annotation, biological process: regulation of transcription by RNA polymerase II. Gene Ontology annotation, molecular function: transcription coregulator activity; transcription factor binding. Bases 675 to 1277 code for a protein of 200 amino acids. NCBI's taxonomy places the organism in Eukaryota, Metazoa, Chordata, Mammalia, Carnivora, Canidae. The transcript has 4 exons. Gene Ontology annotation, cellular component: mediator complex.